Clupea harengus (Atlantic herring) is the source of this 3273-nucleotide messenger RNA. It is a transcript of the gene mdfi, whose product is annotated as MyoD family inhibitor. The record is from RefSeq and is a predicted model, not a curated record. Bases 491 to 916 code for a protein of 141 amino acids. The transcript has 3 exons. Lineage: Eukaryota; Metazoa; Chordata; Actinopteri; Clupeiformes; Clupeidae.
UACAAACAUUUAUAUUUUAUUUCUACCUCAUUGUAUCUUUGUUUUCUUUGAUUAUAUAUGUUAUUUUGUCAUGUGAUCGAUGGGUGUUGGUUGGGACACUGUUUGAUUAAAACUUUUAGUUUGACGCAUUAAGAGGUCAACGGGGUUCAAAAGAGGAUAUAGAAUUCCCGGAAAGGUGGUGACGGGCAGAGUGAGACGGUCGGUGUUUGGGCCAGAUGCUUGGGAGAGACGCGAGACGGUCGGCGUUUGUAACACAUGCCUGAGAGACGCGGAGACGCUCAACGUUUUGGGCCACAGGCCUUUGAGUCACGGAGCCUGCGGCGUUUCAUUGACGCCGGUUUUUCCUUUCACAUACGGACCGUCGGAGUUUUAAGGUCAGCCCCAGGCGCGGUCCACCCCGUUACACCCGUCGGCGGCACGGCCGGGCAAGAGCGCGGCCCCCCUGAGGAGCGGCACCAAGCCCCACACCCAGCAGCCACAGCCCAACGGCAUGAGGAACGGCUGCUCGCUGCCCCGCGCCGCCUCUUCGUCCUCCUCGUCCUCGGGCCAGAAGAACCCCAAGAAGCUGCAGUCCAACCCCUCCAUCACCAGCCAGAGCAGCAAGCGGAGCAAGAGCAGCUCCAAGUCCAACAGCUCACAGAUGCCCACCGAGGCCCAAGACGAUUGCUGCGUUCACUGCAUCCUGGCGUGUCUGUUCUGUGAGUUCCUGGCGCUGUGCAACAUCGUGCUGGACUGCGCCACCUGCGGCUCGUGCGCGUCAGACGACUCGUGCUUCUGCUGCUGCUGCGCGUCGGAGGAGUGCGGCGACUGCGACCUGCCCUGCGACCUCGACUGUGGCAUCAUCGACGCGUGCUGCGAGUCGGCCGACUGCCUGGAAAUCUGCAUGGAGUGCUGCGGCCUCUGCUUCUCCUCCUGAGGAGCGGCGCGACCAAUCACCCCGCCAGCUCUCUGCUGUCACUCGGAUGCAGUCUCCACUCCUAUUGGCUGAGGGCCUGUAGAGUUCAGUCUUGGGUUCAGCCAAUGAAAGGAACUCUGUUUUUGCUCUUCCCUGCUCGUCACCUGGAAGCCCACGAGAGAAGCAGACACACACACACGCGCUCUUCAGCGCUGCACCUCUGUGACUCAUAGGCAAUUGGAGGCGAGGGGGGAGGAACGACUCGAAACUGAAUUUGGUCCUCAGUGACUUAGUGUCGUCUGGAUGCUUCAGAACAUUUCAACUGGGCUGAUAUUUCAUCAGGAAAGCGCCCGGAACAGCGGCUGAAGAAGCGGAUGUCUGAGCCACUGUGGAGACAGGAUGUCUGUCUGUUUCUCACUGGAGAGGACGCCUGAGAAGACGCCUGAAAAGACCGCGCCGGCCACUGCCCAGCAACCAAACUCUAGUUUUCAUGUGACAGAUUAGAAAUACCCUCAUUAAUAUAGUUUUCUGUGACAAGUGUAGUAUAGUUUCUCUGCUAGCUGUCAUUAGAAAUACCAUCAUUAAUAUAGUUUUCUGUGACAAGUGUAGUAUAGUUUCUCUGCUAACUGUCAUUAGAAAUACCCUCAUUAAUAUAGUUUAGUGGGAUUUACUGGAGGUUACCCCAUGUCAGCUAAACUGUGCAGGAAUAGAGAAUGGUUCCCAUUCCAUGGGCCUGAUGUUUAUCAUGUGAUACCGUUCUGCUCUGUAAUGCUUUAAGAUUGACCAUCGGUGAUCAAUAUAUUACUGCUCUUUCAUGUUAGAGAUGUCCUUUAGCAUUCAUCAUACAAAGUGGAAAGUUUAGCAUUGGCAUGGGGUUAUGACUACAAUGCUAACGCUACUGUGGUGAAGCAUUACAGUCUACAAUGCUAACGCUACUGUGGUGAAGCAUGAGUCUACAAUGCUAACGCUACUGUGGUGAAGCAUGAGUCUACAAUGCUAACGCUACUGUGGUGAAGCAUUACAGUCUACAAUGCUAAUGCUACUGUGUUGAAACACGACAGUCUACUAGCACUUAGCUAACAGCCUUAGUUUCACUGGUUUAGUGAGGAGAGCAGGGUGCUCAGUGGCGUGUGUCAGGAUAUGGAUAAGGCCCUUCUGAGUCUCAAUGGGAACCAUGACGAUGCUUCUUUCUCCUCUGUCUGUCUUUGGUCUUGCCAUUUCGUUCAUACACGGGAGGUAAGAUGUUAUAUAGUCCGCCGUCCAUUCUUGAAAAAGAAAUAAAUAAUAAAUAAAUAAAACAGGACAAACUUUUGUAUAGUCUUGCAGGGAUUUAUCUUUCAAGGGUGUCUUGUGGACUAUCCAUUAUGCUUAUUAUACGGUUACUUGCCAAAACGAUGAAAGACAUUCCUCCAAAAUAUAUAUAUAUUUUUCAUGACUUUAUUGCCAUUUUGUGGCCUUCUUUAUGCAAAUAGAACUUUCAAGUGUCAGGUGUUGCGUAGCAACGUAUUACUUGCAGACUUCAAGUUACAAUGAAUUUCCGAAAAGUGAAUGGACUACUUGCGGCAUGAUGAAAAGCGUGAAUUGAAAGCACAAAACCCGUUGCCAAUAGUAACGGUCAUUCCUUUUAUUCAGCGGCCAUUAUAAAGAAAUGCCGCACCUUCAAACGCUGGGAUGGCCCAUUCACAGGGGAACUUUCUGCAGUAUUCUGAGGAGCUGUAUAGUGAGCCUCUCUCUCUAAUCAGUAACAUCUUAUUAGACGUGAAAUAUGAGUAGGCUAUUAGGUCACACUGGGGCUUUUAUUCUGAAGGUUGAAAGACCAGGCCUUCAGCUAGAGUUCCUGUUUUGUGUUUCAGAAAAUGCUGGAGAAUUACUGUCAUUCCUCAUUCUACUCAGAAGUAUUUUAUUUUGACCAUUGAAGUGAAAUGAAAUAUCUUUUUUUUUUUUUACAUUUCAGAUAACCUUGUUUAAAAUGCUGAUUUUCUUGUGUCGAGAACAACCAUAGGUAGUGGCCAUGCCCGUGUAGGGACACUGGUUCAUUAGCCUGCCUUGUGUUUCAUGUUUUAUGUCCUUCAUCUCAUGUGAAAUCUGGAGCUGGUACAGAGUUCUAAGGUGCCCUCGGGCCCCAGUGAAAGUGUGAAUCGUCAACGGAGGCUUGUGUCUCCGAGUUCUUUUCUCAGAACUCUCAUGAAUACCUCAUUGAUCGUCUGGUUCUGCCCCCCACCCACCCAGCAAGGGGAACCUCUGGUACGGACUUACACCAAUUAUCUGUUCCGUGUUCUUAGCUUUGGUAUAGAAACAUACUAAAUCACCAAACAAAUAUUCCGAUGCCCAACAUCAACAUGUACAGCUUAAAUAAAAAAAUAAAAAAUUCAAAGUGA